Molecule: messenger RNA, 1470 nt
Organism: Engraulis encrasicolus (European anchovy)
Lineage: Eukaryota; Metazoa; Chordata; Actinopteri; Clupeiformes; Engraulidae
Product: zinc finger protein 501-like
Exons: 2
Coding region: 127-1443 (438 amino acids)
Source: RefSeq, a predicted model, not a curated record
UCAGAGAGAAGCCAAAGACACAAAAGAGUCUCGCUUAUUGCCGCAGCGAAUGUUUGAAGCGGAAUCGUGUAUCAUCGUGUUAUUAUAGGGCAGGGAUAACAAUUAAAGUAUCUGAGGCUUGUUGACAUGGAUAGCGCGCUAGAAAACGCGGAGGGUUGCGAGGACGCAGGGAAACAUGCAGACUCCUCCCCGGAGUCCACGGAAUCUUUGGUUUGUAAAAGUGAAAUCGGAUCAUUAAGUCCACCGGCGACAGUCGAGGUUAAACUAGAGGCAAAUGAGGACCGUGGAUACGAGAAGGACCCUCUGACAGGAUCAGAAACAGAUGAGGAAGACGAUGAUGAUGAUUUUCACCCGCCUUCAUCAGUGUCCAGCAGUACGGACGUGUCAGAGGGCUCGUUGGAGAUUGACGUGAAGGGAGAAGAGAUGCAGGAUGAAAGCCAAAGUUCUCUGAACGGUGAUGAUGCACAAUGGAAUCCACCAAUCAGAAACUGGAAACCUGUUGGCAGACGAAGAGGAAAAAAGACUUCCACACCAACAGGCCGUCUUCAAAAGAAACAACAGAUGAUUAAUCUCAGUGAAGAUCAAUACCAGUGUAAUACCUGUGGAAAGAGUUUUACUGACAACAGCCAACUCACUCAACAUCAAAGAGUACAUUCUGGAGAAAAUCCUUACCAGUGCACUACAUGUGGAAAGGCCUUAGCAGACAAAUAUAAGCUUAUAAAACACAAUCGUAUCCACACUGGAGAAAAACCUUACAAGUGUACUACAUGUGGAAAGGCUUUUUCAGAUGGACGUGACCUUAAAAAUCACCUCAGUGUCCAUACUGGAGAAAAGCCAUACAAGUGCUCUACAUGUGGAAAGGCCUAUGCAGACAGGCGUGUUCUUAUGAAACACAACAGAAUCCACACUGGAGAGAAGCCUUACCAGUGUAAGACUUGUGGAAAAGCCUUUGCACGGAUCGGCUCUUUAAGUGAACACAAAAAAAUUCACACUGGAGUAAAGGAGCAUGCAUGUCCUACCUGUGGAAUGGCCUUCAUCAAUAUUGCCGUCAUGAAAAGGCAUCAGAGAACUCAUACAGGAGAAAAGCCAUAUCAGUGCAGCACUUGUGGAACGAGCUUUGCAACCACGUAUGGUCUUAAAAGACAUGAACUUGUCCACUCUGGAGAAAAACGAUUUCAAUGCUCUACAUGCCCUAAGGCCUUCACAGAUCGAAGAAACUUGGAGAUUCAUGAGAGAGUUCACACUGGAUUAAAACCCUAUCAGUGCUCCACAUGUGGAAAGGCGUUUAGAAGCAAAGGUGAACUCAGAAAUCACCUGAGAACGCACACUGGAGAAAGGCCAUAUCUGUGUUCCAUAUGUGGAAAGAGUUUUGCUAGAAGCGACCAUCUCAUUAGGCAUCGACGGACUCAUUCAGGUGAGACGCCUGUUCAGUGUAUGACUUAAGAUUUAUUUCUGACAAGUAAAGCUUAU